This is a messenger RNA of Oncorhynchus gorbuscha (pink salmon), 4515 nucleotides long. Its product is annotated as mitochondrial glutamate carrier 1-like. Gene Ontology annotation, biological process: aspartate transmembrane transport; malate-aspartate shuttle; L-glutamate transmembrane transport. The transcript has 11 exons. The coding region runs from base 465 to 1400 and encodes 311 amino acids. The record is from RefSeq and is a predicted model, not a curated record. Gene Ontology annotation, molecular function: L-aspartate transmembrane transporter activity; L-glutamate transmembrane transporter activity. Lineage: Eukaryota; Metazoa; Chordata; Actinopteri; Salmoniformes; Salmonidae.
CGUCGCUCGUUUGCUCCCCCUCUCUCUCCUUACUCUUCACCUCAAAGGGACACCAACGCGAGUAACACACCAGCAGGUUGGCGAAGCAGACUGUCAAGCGACAAGGACACGAGAGGGAAAAGCUAUUUUUAACCCCAGAUAUUAUCCAUCUGAAAUAACGGACACGCCACAACACGAUAUCCCUCCCUAUCGAACCUCAACUUCUACUGACCAGCCGGCCCUUCAGAGACCAGAUAUCCCUCCCUAUCGAACCUCAACUUCUUGCGCUUCAGAGGCCAGCUGACUGAUCAAUAAUAAUAAUAAUAAUAACAUUUGGAGUCAUAGUUUUAAAGACACAGAAACUAAGGAAGAGCUAACCAAGCAAACAGACUGCAUUAUAGACUAACAACAGCAGCAGAUGGACUGACUGGCACAGCAAACAGACACAUAUCAACUCUCUGACGACCAGCCGGCGCCUCACAGAAAUGGCUGACAAGCAGAUCAGUUUGCCUGCCAAAUUGAUAAAUGGUGGGAUAGCAGGGCUGAUCGGCGUGAGCUGUGUGUUUCCCAUUGACCUGGCCAAGACCCGCCUGCAGAACCAGCAAAAUGGGUCACGACUCUACACCAGCAUGUCCGACUGUCUUAUCAAGACCAUCCGCUCAGAGGGAUACUUUGGGAUGUACAGAGGGUCUGCGGUGAACUUAACCCUGGUCACUCCAGAGAAAGCCAUCAAGCUAGCAGCAAAUGACUUCUUCAGACAAUACCUCUCCAAGGAUGGUCAGAAGCUCACCCUGUUCAAAGAGAUGCUGGCGGGGUGUGGGGCAGGUACAUGUCAGGUUAUCGUCACGACUCCUAUGGAGAUGUUGAAGAUUCAGCUUCAAGAUGCUGGGAGAAUUGAGGCCCAGAGGAAGCUGAUGCCAGAGACGAUAGUACCGGGGACCGUGCCGACCAAGUCCCCCACCGCCAUGCAACUGACCAGGGAACUGCUUAAGGAGAAGGGAAUCGCUGGGCUGUACAAGGGCCUGGGGGCCACACUGCUCAGGGAUGUUCCGUUCUCCAUCAUCUACUUCCCUCUGUUUGCCAACCUGAACGACCUGGGGAAGAGAGGAGCGGAGGGCCCCGCUCCGUUCUAUGUCUCAUUCCUGGCAGGCUGUCUGGCUGGCAGCACGGCCGCCGUGGCUGUUAACCCUGUAGACGUGAUAAAGACCAGAAUCCAGUCUAUGAACAGAGGGAGUACAGAGGAAACCUACAGUGGGGUGACUGACUGUAUCAGUAAAAUCAUGAAGAACGAGGGCCCCUCUGCGUUCCUGAAGGGGGCGUACUGCCGUGCCCUGGUCAUCGCGCCCUUAUUUGGUAUCGCCCAGGUGGUCUACUUCUUCGGGGUGGGAGAAUACAUCCUCAGCUUCCUGCCUGGCAACUGAGAACAUCAACCAAUCGGAUCUCUGCCUUUCCCUCUCUCCUCACGACUACAUCACGCACAGCACACCCAAAGACACUGGGAUCACCUCUCGUCAUGAAAUAAGGUUUUGAUUGUUUGAACGACGAUCGUUGUUAAAGUAUGACGACCACCAAUUUAGGAUAGUUUUUCUUUGACCCCUUUUGGCUUAAGAGCACCCCCUAGAGGCAACAACGUUGUGUUUAGCCUCUUCCAUUAUCCUUGUUGUGUUGAAUGUAAUGCUAUGGUUGUGAGCACAGUAGUAAGAGAGAUGUGUUGUUGGCAAAGGAAUUAAUGCCACAAAUACCAUGUUCUCAAACGAUGAUUAUCUUAUUUGUUUUUUAUAUAUAUUUUUUUGUUUUGAUAUGAAUUACAGGGUAGAUCUAUUGUCUGAGUAUAUGGUAGCUAUCUCCGUUAAACUCCAUAGUGUCAGAAUGAUCAUGCGAAUGACAACUAUUGCCUAUAAAUCACAUUUAAUAUUAAUGACUUAUCUUGUAGUAAUAUAACAAAGUUAAAAGGCUGGUCCAAAUGAAAAAGAUGGAUUUGAUGCUCAAGAAAACAAAGGAUCACUUAAGACUAUUCAAAGUUUACCAAGCAUGCUCAUUAAAGAAACAAAAUGCUCCAUACCUUAUUAUUGUUACCAGCUAUUACGUAGUAUACUUAAAGCAGUAAGGCCCCAGGAGCUGUGGGUAUAUGGCCAAUAUACCACGGCUGAGGGCUGUUCUUAGGCUGGGUAUAUGGCCAAUUUACCACGGCUGAGGGCUGUUCUUAGGCUGGGUAUAUGGCCAAUAUACCACGGCUGAGGGCUGUUCUCAGGCUGGGUAUAUGGCCAAUAUACCACGACUGAGGGCUGUUCUUAGGCAACGCAGCCCUUAGCCGUCGUAUAUUUCCAUAUACCACAAACCCCCGAGGUGUCUUAUUGCUGUUAUAAACUGGUUACCAACGUAAUUAGAGCAGUAAAAAUACAUGUUUUGUCAUACCUGUGGUAUACGGUCUGAUAUUACCACGGCUAUCAACCAAUCCGCAUUCAGAGCUCGAACCGACCAGUUUAUAAUAUGAAUUAGAGCUAAAAUUACAUCUUAUAUUUAUAUUUAAACGUGUUUCAGGCCCAGACCCAUAGAAUAUCUUAAGUUGUGAACUAUAUACAAUUAUACAAUACUAACACUCCCAUUGGAUCUAACCUGAACAGCCCAGUCAUCCCUGCCUGUGAUUGGUUGUAAUUGUCAUUCAGCCAAUCACCUUAUAGCUCUGUGUGGACCCUAAUUGCCUUGUCCCUGGUGCUCUUUACUCUAUAGGGGCAGCAGUCUUGGUGUUAAACAUUUGGGCCAGUGAAAGUACUGAUACUAUAUCUGAAGACCAACCUAAUCUGCAAUAGAUUCUAUACAAAAAAAACCCAGAAUCAAUGAUAAUUGAUGAAGCCACUUUUAAUAUUGUCCAAAUGAUUUCUAACUGUUUAUAGUUGUUAUUCAUAUUUGGAAAGAUAUUCCUCUUACAGCCAUUCAAACUUUAAAACGUGUAGUUUGACAUCUUUCCCAAACAAGAUAGACAAACAAUUUGAAAACUUCUCUGCUAUUGAAAUCUGAAAACAGAGCAAGAAUAACUUUUACCAAUCAAGACGUUCAGCUGUUUUAGUAAUCACAUCAACUGCAUUUAUUAAGGUAACGUUCCACUGUUAACUUAACUGUCACAGAACUUUCAGAAAUGUCAAAUUAGAGUUGUUUAAAAAAUUCUUUUUUUUAAAAUCUAACCUUUAUUUAACUAGGCACUUCAGUUAAAUCACUUCAUUUAUUUACAGUGACGGCCUACCCCAGCCUAACCCAGAUUGUGCGCCGCCCUAUGGGACACCCAAUCUCGGCCGGAUGUGAUACAGCCUGGAUUCAAACCAGGGACUGUAGUGACACCUCUUGCACUGAGAUGCAGUGCCUUAGACUGCUGCGCCACUCGGGAGCCCCUAUGUGUGUGCACCAUAGAAUUAGGAGUUAGAAUACUAGAAUGGACAUGAACCUGGGAUAAAGGUCAGCCAUGUUGGUCAGGGAGUUGGUCAACCAUGGUUUGCCAGUGCUGUGACAGGAAUUAGACAAGUUGUAAAUGCAACAAGUAUUGAUAUUGUAUCAUUAAAUAGCACUCACAGCUUUACAAUUUAUUUUCUUGGGGACAUUUAUGGUCUGUUUAUAUUUUAGAAGCUAUUUUAGAAGCUAUUUGUACAGAAAAUGUGUAUCAAACUUGAAUAAACUGUAUUUAUAACACGUGACAAUAUUUUAGCUUGACAAAAAUUUAAUUACACAAUUUCUCCUAUAUCACAUGCUGUACUUUGAUCAGACUGGUUUGGAUUUCUCCCUGACCAACAUGGCUGACAUUUUCCCUUCCAUUCUAGAACCUUGAGGGUUUAUGACACAGUAAUUGAAUAGGAUCCCGAUGGUGUGCACAUCACAUUCUAAGAAUGAGACAAUAUGUAAACAAUGGGACUUUUGACAGAAAUCAGCUACUACUUUGGCCACUUUCAACAAGUUAAGAGCAUAUGAAAUCUUCGCCUGUUUCUCUCCUAUUUAAAUAUGAAAUCAGAACAGGAAUAACUCUACCAAUCUAAAGAUACAGCUGUUAGAGGAACCGCACCGACCGCUUUUUUUGAUAACUUUAUAAAACAACUUACAUUUUUACCACUUUCCCGAAAAGCUAGACAAAAAGUUAGAAUGUAUGAAAUCUUCCUCUACUUCUCUACUAUUCAAAUCAGGGCAUCAGAAGACUUCUACCACUACCACAAAGAUACUUGUAAAGAACUGGUGAAAGGCACACAAUUUUAAUUAAUGUAAAAUUUCAAUAGUGUACUAAAAAUAUUAUACUAAGAUUGUGUACUAUGCUACAAUAGUGUACUAACAAUUGUUUUAUUUCAGUCAUUCAUUGGACUAAAACUAUCUUUAGCUUGAGUACGUUUUGUUUGUUCUCUUGGCUCUUUGGGGAUCGAAGCUUCCAUGGCUUUGUUGUAAAUGCAUUUGUUACAUCACUGAAGGCCUGCCGCACCAUUCAAAUCCAAUCAAGCUUUAUUUAUACAGCACAUUUCAGACAUGGAAUGCAACGCAAUGUGCUUCACAGGGGGGGAAAAA